UGAAGAAGGUGACGGUGAAGGCGCCGACAUCGAUGCCCAAAGAAAGCUCGAGGAGCUUGAACAGAUGGAAGAAGACGAAGGUCAGGCCUCUUCGUCCAUCUACCUUCCUCACAAAUCCAAACCUUUAGGACCUGAUGAGGUGUUGGAAGCAGAUCCAAGUGUCUACGAAAUGUUGCACAACGUCAACAUGCCAUGGCCCUGCUUAACAAUCGAUAUCUUACCAGAUAACCUUGGUUCCGAGAGAAGAAAGUACCCUGCCAGUGUGUAUGUCACCACUGCUACGCAGGCUGCUAGAGCUAAAGAUAACGAGUUAAUCACCAUGAAGCUACUGGGUUUGGCCAAGACGUUGGUCAAAGAUGAAGACGACGAAGACGACGAAGCUGAUGACGAAGACGAUGAGCAUGUAGACCCAGUGAUGGACAGUGAGACGAUUCCUUUGAAAUCCACCACCAAUCGUGUCAGGGUGUCUCCCCACGCCCAUGAGACCGGUGAAUACUUGACGGCCUUGAUGAGUGAGACAGGAGAAGUUAUGAUCUACGACUUGAAGUCUCAGUAUAAAGCUUUUGAUACACCGGGACUCACCGUUCCUAAGGCAUCCAAACGUCCUAUCCACACCAUUAGAAACCAUGGAAAUGUUGAGGGAUACGGUUUGGACUGGUCGCCUUUGAUCAAUACUGGUGCCCUUUUGACGGGGGAUUGUACCGGACGUAUUCAUGUCACCUCAAGAACCAGUACCAACUGGAGCACUGAUAAAACGCCAUUUUUUGCAUCUGACGCUUCUAUUGAAGACCUCCAGUGGUCAACUGGAGAAAACACCGUCUUUGCAUCUGCGGGAUGCGAUGGUUAUGUUCGAAUUUGGGACACUAGAUCCAAGAAACAUAAGCCUGCUCUUUCGGUUGCUGCUUCCACCACCGAUGUAAAUGUUAUUUCCUGGAGCAGUAAGUUGAGUUACUUGUUGGCAUCGGGCCACGACGAUGGGAGUUGGGGAGUGUGGGAUUUGAGAAACUUUGGAGCUGAGGCGCCAUCUCCAGUGGCCCACUACGACUUCCACAAAUCUGCUAUCACCUCCAUCUCAUUCAAUCCUUUGGAUGAGUCAAUUAUAGCUGUGUCUUCCGAGGACAACACCGUGACAUUGUGGGACUUGGCGGUGGAGGCUGACGACGAGGAGAUUGCCACGCAAAGAAAAGAAACCCAGGAGUUGUAUGACAUUCCUCCUCAAUUGUUGUUUGUACAUUGGCAAAGAGACGUGAAGGAUGUCAGAUGGCACAGACAGAUCCCAGGGUGCUUAGUGUCGACUGGGGGUGACGGCUUGAACGUGUGGAAGACCAUUUCCGUAUAAGCAAUUCCGUAUUGAAGAUGAGAUAGACCAAUGUUGUAUAGUAAUGAACGAUGAGUGAAUUAAAGAUCUAAUU
This is a messenger RNA of Yamadazyma tenuis ATCC 10573, 1412 nucleotides long. It is a transcript of the gene rrb1, whose product is annotated as ribosome biosynthesis protein. Gene Ontology annotation, biological process: ribosome biogenesis. Lineage: Eukaryota; Fungi; Ascomycota; Pichiomycetes; Serinales; Debaryomycetaceae. The record is from RefSeq and is a predicted model, not a curated record. Gene Ontology annotation, molecular function: protein binding. Gene Ontology annotation, cellular component: nucleolus.